UUGGAUGUUAGCAAUUAUUAGUCCAUGGAAGGGAUUGGUUUAUUGGUUAGAUCCUGCUGGUGUGGAAAAUAAAGUGCGUGAAAAUGCUCGUAAAAUUAUUUAUGAGGGGCUUGUGAAGUUUAGCAUGGUCCAUCGAAAGGAUCUCAAAAAAAUUAAAAAGAAUCCUAAAGUUGGUUGGAACAAACUAAAAUGUCCUCGUCAACCUCAAGACGCCAAAUACUGUAGAUAUUAUGUAUGCCGUUAUAUGCUUGAGACUAUUGAAAGUAGGCAACAAUUGAUUUUGGAGGAGUUUUCCCCUGGGGCUGCUUCAACUUAUUCUCAGGAGAGCAUUGAUCAAGUUCGAGAUUUAUGGAUUUCUUACGUUGUCAAACAUAGGCAACAAAAAUUGGAGAAGGAAGGAGAAGAUUUGGAUGAUGUGUUAUAAGAUCAUAUCGAUGGAAAUUAUUAAAGAUUAGAAUUCAUGAAGAAUUUUGAUGACAUUUGACUUUUGGAAUAAGAUAUUUGUAUAGUUGAAUUCUAGUCUAAUUAUAUGAUGAAAUGGUUUAUAAUUUUUGCUGUUGGUAUAGCAUGUAUGAAC
Amaranthus tricolor (Joseph's coat) is the source of this 577-nucleotide messenger RNA. RefSeq lists its product as uncharacterized. Bases 5 to 424 code for a protein of 139 amino acids. The transcript is spliced from 4 exons. The record is from RefSeq and is a predicted model, not a curated record. Lineage: Eukaryota; Viridiplantae; Streptophyta; Magnoliopsida; Caryophyllales; Amaranthaceae.